Molecule: messenger RNA, 3957 nt
Organism: Aspergillus mulundensis
Lineage: Eukaryota; Fungi; Ascomycota; Eurotiomycetes; Eurotiales; Aspergillaceae
Product: putative SH3 domain protein (Cyk3)
Exons: 1
Coding region: 1-3957 (1318 amino acids)
Cellular component (GO): cytoplasm
Molecular function (GO): protein binding
Source: RefSeq, a predicted model, not a curated record
AUGGCGGCCCCCGCACCCCAGCUUCCGACCCGGUUUCCCUGCUGGUGUCGGGCAAUAUAUUCGUGGGGAGGAGAAGCGAAAAGCGACCUGGGUUUUAUAGAGGGUGAUCUGAUCGAAUGUCUGAAUGCGGGGGAUGGUCAAUGGUGGAUGGGUCGACUGCGGAGAGACCGGCGCAUGGUUGGAUUGUUUCCUUCCAAUUUUGUCCAGCUUCUAGGGGAGGAUUUUGUACCAGUCACCCGGGCGACUAGUCCCAUGCUCCCAGCCGCUGCGUCUCCGAUCACAAACCCGACGUCGGCUCCGAAGAAACAAAAGACAGUCUUCAGAAAACCGUUUCAAGCCCAUAAGGAAGCUCUCGCGCCAUCUGGCUCUGGAGGCAGCCCGUCUUCAACGUCACCAAGUGGAAGCACGAUUCCUCAAACACCUCCGCGCGAUGGCACAGUUUCCCGGAGAACGAAGGCAGGUCGCACGCCAACUAGAGCGGCCAGGCAACAGAGCUCCUUGUCUCGGCCCCUGUCGAUAUCCCGGCCGCCGUCUCGAGGAGUGUCACCGCACCCGCCCCAAGAGCCAGCGUCUCAACAGUAUAACAGCCUUCAUCGCUCUCGUUCCCGCCCUCCGUCCCGUGCAAUAUCUCCCCGGCCUCAGCGUCCUGAAGCCUUGCAUCAUUCACCUCUAUUGCCUCCCUCGGUUCCGAUGUAUAACCAUAGCCAAAUGUCGCAUUCGUCGGCGCGUGCAGUAUCCCCCCGGCCUCAGCCUCCUGAUAUUGGUCGUCACUCGCCUUUAAUAUCUUCAUCGGUUCCCAUGUACAGUCAUGUCCAAGAGUCACAUCCGUGGUCUCGCUCAGUAUCUCCUCGACCUCAGCUUCCCGAGAUCGCACAUCACUCGCCUCUAUCUCCUUCGGUUCCUAUGCACCAUCAGAUGCAAUUGUCACAUCAGUCAUCCCGAGAGAUCUCCCCUCUACAACUCGCAGAGCGCGAAGACUCCCCGCCACCACCGCCGCCUCCUCCUCACAGAGUUGCAGUCCAACGUCAGCCUUCCCCCAUGAGUGUACCGCGUCAAUUGGAAAUGAACAACCACUAUGUUGCCUUUGCGCGAACCCCAUCACCAGCUGGCCAUUCGGAUGCGAAUGGGCAGACACCGUCACCAUUACGAGACGCAAUGGAGGACGUAAUGACGUCGCUCGAGGAUAUGGGAAUAUCACGAGGCUCGCGUUCUCCAUCUCCCCAGCCGGAGUUCAACAAUCCCUGGUCACCGGCAGCCUUCGAAUCGUUGCGUGAUAGCCGGCGGCCCCAAAGAAGCAAUCGACCUUUGACGUCUUUGGGAUUUGAAGGCGAGAAGGAGUACUAUAAUAAUGAUACUACUCAUAGAAACAGCGUCUACACGCACGAUCCGUUUAUCGAGGGCCCUCCGCAAAUCAAUAAUUACGUGCAACGGAUGGAAAGUCGACUCCGACAGAUGCAGGAACAGGGCCGUCGAGCGUCCGAAGAUAUACAGCCUCCAGUCGGCAACGAUGAGGAUGAAGAGGACAUGCCCCCUCCGCCACCGCCAAGGCACGGGGGAUAUCACGGACGGAACAAUUCUAUACCCACUCAUUUACCCUCGUUACGAAGCAGACGGUCAGGAAAUGAUCUCAGGAAUGAUAUGUUGAAUCGGAGCUACACCAAGUCGUCGAGUACGACGAAUUCUUCAAGUGGCGUACAAAGUAACAUCACCAAUCAAACUUCCAGCACUGACGGAACCAGCCAAAGCCUGAUGAGCGGAGCUUCCGCCGGAGGUUUUAGCGCAACAAGUGCUGGAAGUUACGCCAGGAGAGGUAAUGGGGCAGGCGAAAGGCCAAGUACCGCAGUAGACACGGUCCGAUCCAGAGGGUUCAGCGAUCUUGCGCGAAUGUCACGUCCCGAAUCGCCCAUGAGCGGUGUAUCCUAUCACUCUAGUCAUAACACUUCCCGGCAGGGCGCCUCUUCUGCGAUUCCUUGGUCAGCCUCGGCUCCCGCACCGGAGGAGCCAAACAGCGUGUUUGGAGGGCUGGCAACCCCGAAGGCGAAGAAGCAAGGGUUUUUCAAGAAGAUACUGGAAUCAGCGAAGACUGGGGCUGCGAAUGCUAGAAGCAGCAUUGCCGUAGGGCAUAGCGGAGGACCCUAUUCUCCGACUAAAGGGAGGGCGAUCUCACCAAUCCCAUCCUCACCCUCGAUGCGAGACGCCGCCGCCCGCGAAAUGGGAAUGAGCAGUAACUCCAUAGACUGGGUACAGGUGCGGCGCGAUGUAAAUCGUGCAACGUCUCCCAGUCGGAACGAGAAGGUUGAGAGAGCAGAGAGGUGUCAGAUGAUGGACCAUCCUGUGAUCUACGCAGUUGAAGAACUACAUGAGACCGCAGAAGGGGGUGAGAGCAUCGAUGGCUUGCCCAUCGGCGAGCCUCUCGAUUUUGGUAACGUCAAUCUUACCCUUGUCGACAAGAGCGCGCGCUUCGUCAAUAGUCUUCCCCCAAUGACUAAUCCGAUGAGUCUUGCUCAAGGAUAUGUCUGUCGCCCUUAUAAGAGUGACGUGCAGAGGCUGCGCGCUAUCUUCACCUGGGUGAGCGAAAAGAUUGCAUGGGACGAGCCAAUAGAAGAUAUGGAGAUCGAUCUAAAGCGUGUGCUACAAACCAAGAGAGGCUGCGCCCAGGAGGUCGCCUACCUGGUUCGAGAGAUGUGUGCUGCGGUUGGUUUACAUGCCGAGGCAAUUGAGGGGUUCCUCAAACCCCCUGGCGAAGUUUUUGAUUUGGAUAGUCUUUCGCGCCCAAACCAUUGGUGGAAUGCUGUGCUUGUCGACGGCGAAUGGCGCUUUAUGGACUGCUCAAUCGCGAGUCCAACAAAUCCUUUCCGAAAUCAGUUUGUGACUACGAAUACGACAGCGGCCGAGUCUUGGUACUUCCUCGCUCGACCCCUCGAGUUCUGCUAUACACAUGUGCCGCUUGAGCCUGAGGGACAACACAUUUGUCCUCCGAUCUCCCCGGAUGUCCUUCUCGCACUCCCUACCGUAUGUCCAACAUAUUUCAAGAUGGGCCUACAAAUUCCAGACUACGACACCAGCGUCUUUCGUCUGGAAGGACUGGAAGUCCUUCAAGUUCGUAUCUUGGUUCCAGCGGACGUGGAAUGCGCUGCAGAGGUUGAGGCGCCGGCAUUUGCUCGCGAUGCCGAUGGGGACUUCUUUGAAAGCGGGGAGAUUGUGCGAAAACGAGCACUCGUUCAACCAGAAUGGGUCAGUGGCCAGAAACGCAUUACCGUCAAAGCCGUCUUGCCCGGCGACGAAGGACAAGGAAUGGUCAAGGUCUAUGCCGGCCGAAAGGGGCUCAUGCACUCCAGUCGAGACAUACCUCAUCCACUUGCCUUUGCACUUCCAAUCAUCCACACUGGAGAAAAUCCUCCUUAUGAGUUUGUCCUUCGCCAUCCAACUCCUCACGCGCAGCGUCACGACUUGUACAUUAUCCAGCCCCAGUGUUCCAAACUGGCCGUCAACAACACAUUCGUGUUUUCCGUCCGCCAACAUCCUUCUUCACCGGCGCCUCAGCCGGCUAGUACUGAGAAUAGCUUCAGCGGACGCAUCUCGCCGUCGGUCUUCUCCAGACCUGCAAGCGCGCUCAGCAUGAUCUCGAGCUCUGCGGGAGGGUCGACUGUAUCGACAGUCUCUAAUGAAUUCUCCGCCUCAACCUCAGCCAUCUCCUCCACGCGCUCCAACUCUGGGCGUGAAAAGCCUGCCAAGCUAGCGAUUCAGUCACCUUCUGGCAAGAUCUUACGGCUCACCCGUAAAGCCGACCAUAUGAUCAGCAGCCCAAAGACUUCAGACUCGCCAAGUGAAUGUACCGCCGAUGGCAGCGUAUGGGAGACGGUCAUCAAGAUCGGUGAGCGCGGUCCCUGGCGAGGACUCGUUCUAGCGGACCGUGUCGCACGCUGGUGUGUCUUUUGCGAAUGGGAAUGUUUCUAA